AUGAAAGCUAGUGCUCAUAUUCUGGCUCUUUAUUUUCGCUCGCUUGUUUUGGUACUCUUGCUCGGCCACGUAUUUUCCGUCAAGAAGUCAUAUGUGGUGUACUUGGGAGGUCAUUCACAUGGAAAAGAAGCCACACAAGCAGAUUAUGAUAGAGUCACUCAGUCUCAUUAUGACUUUCUAGGGUCAUUCUUGGGAAGUAAGGACAAGGCCAAAGCUGCCAUUUUUUACUCUUACACUCGACACAUCAAUGGAUUUGCUGCAACUCUCGAAGAAAAUGAAGCACUUCAAAUAUCCUAUCAUCCAAACGUUAUAUCCAUAUUCCUGAAUAGAGGAAGAAAGUUACAAACCACGAGGUCGUGGAGUUUUCUCGGUCUCGAAAACGACGACGGAGAAAUUCCUGCCUACUCUUUAUGGAAUAAGUCCAGAUUGGGUGAAGAUGUCAUCAUCGCCAACGGGUUUGUUUUCUUAUAA
Messenger RNA from Striga asiatica, 471 nucleotides. The record is from the annotation of a GenBank genome assembly. NCBI's taxonomy places the organism in Eukaryota, Viridiplantae, Streptophyta, Magnoliopsida, Lamiales, Orobanchaceae.